Molecule: messenger RNA, 1392 nt
Organism: Halichondria panicea
Lineage: Eukaryota; Metazoa; Porifera; Demospongiae; Suberitida; Halichondriidae
Exons: 1
Coding region: 211-1230 (339 amino acids)
Source: RefSeq, a predicted model, not a curated record
UAAAGAUCAUUAUAUUAAUUUUGAUCCUACUACCAAGACGUUUCACUUUGAUAUAGAAAGUUAAAAAAUGUGUAUAAUUCACAUCCUAUAAAUAGAUCUAGAUCUACUUAUAAUAAGAGAAACAGUGUUGCAGAUAUAAUUAUCUGUAAUAGAUCUGACAUAUCUUAAUUUCUAGUCUAGAUAUAUCGUCAAUAGAUCAAUUCUCGGGCUAUGGAUUCUUCGGUCAAGCACCAGCACUACUUCGAGCCUAACCGUGAGAUCACCCCUCAGUCAAAGAAACCCAAACUCUCUCCAGUGCUCGUGGCUGUGUUGAUAUUAACCUGUGUAGCUCUGCUCAUUACAGCUGUGCUGGCCAUUAGUAUUGGUGUGGGAAUCUCUACCACACAGCAGCAACAGGUCUCUGGACUUCAAAAUGUGUUCAUAUCUAAUAACAAGCUUGAAGGGGAGUAUUAUGGUGCCCAAGGUGGUAUUCAUUUCCAGAGUACAGUGAACGACACCCACUUUUACUACAUAGUGAGCACGGCAGAUGGCGAGUUGAUUGUAAUGAUGGUGCAUCCGAGGGAAUCACCCAUGAUCAUGAUGGAAGUGAAUAGCACAGCCUUUCUUUUGAUGAAAAAUGAACAGGCUUCUAAUGAUGAAUACGUUAUUCCCGAAAGCAACAUAGACACAAUGGAAUCCAUUAUGAUGGGUUAUGAGAAUAUGACCACUGAAAUCCUUGAAAAGAUGGACAAUAAGACAGUUGCCAAAAAAUCCCAUGAUUCUCUGAAAAACCUUUCAAUGAGUCCGCAAGCAAAACUGAUUAUCAAAGCUGCCCUGGCCCUAGGUAAUACUGGAAUUAAAGGAGAGGACUCUCAAGCUGUAAUGAAGUUCUAUGUGUUUGCUCUAAAGCUAUCGAAUGCAAGAGCUAGUGUAGAGACUGCUCCAACAAUGCCUAGUUAUUCAAGUAAGAGUAGUAAUCUGCGACAGAGAAGGACUGUGAAUUGUCCGGCAAAUGACGCUCAAUGUGGAGCAGGGCAGUGCCCUUAUUCCAAAUACGACAAUGAUUGCCAUGGGAUGUGUGGCCUAGGUUGCGAUUGUUGGAGUUUUGUGUGUGGUGAUUGCUGCGUUCACAACUUCUGUGAGUCACACGAUGAGUGUUGUUUCCAAGUAGGUUUUUUCACCUUUACUUGUUUUAGUGUUGCUUUUGAAAUAUUUUGGAGUAACUGCUACGAUAUAUUUGAAUGUUAUUAACGUUGUGUGUUUUUACACACUACUAUACAUUGCUGGAACUGUAUCAAAUAGUGAUUAUUGUACUGGUGUGACAUGCAUAAUUGUAUUAGCUACCUGUGCCAUGCAUGGGUUCACUCGUUUUGUGCUGACUCAUUAAUUUUUUAUCAAGAAGUUUAUAAUGAC